This is a messenger RNA of Ictalurus furcatus (blue catfish), 490 nucleotides long. Its product is annotated as cytochrome c oxidase copper chaperone. Gene Ontology annotation, biological process: mitochondrial respiratory chain complex IV assembly. Gene Ontology annotation, molecular function: copper chaperone activity; copper ion binding. Gene Ontology annotation, cellular component: mitochondrial intermembrane space. The record is from RefSeq and is a predicted model, not a curated record. The coding region runs from base 130 to 321 and encodes 63 amino acids. The transcript is spliced from 4 exons. NCBI's taxonomy places the organism in Eukaryota, Metazoa, Chordata, Actinopteri, Siluriformes, Ictaluridae.
CAUGCUCUUUAGUACGCUAGUAUGCGGUUUAGACGUAACCUGUGUCCCUCCCACAAGCCGCCAGCACGCUGUAUAAGGAAGGGUACAUACACAUAACCGCUGCUACUGGUUAUCUGAUCUUAAAGGACAAUGUCAAGCAUAGCUGCUGCUAGUGUGGAGCCUACAGCUGCUGAGGAGAAGAAGCCACUGAAGCCGUGCUGUGCAUGUCCUGAAACUAAAAAAGCAAGAGAUGCCUGUAUAAUCGAAAAGGGUGAAGAAAGCUGCACAGAUCUUAUCGAGGCGCACAAGGAGUGCAUGAGGGCACUUGGUUUCAAGAUAUAAUAGGACUGGGUUGUGAGGAUGAACUGGACUGUGGUUGGGUGUGUGGACUACUAUUUAUACUGCUGUGAGAAGAAUGAGUUUUUUCAGUUGUUCCUCUGAAUGUGAUGUAUUCUUAGUUUUGUAUGAAUGUUGCAAACUUGAUUUUGAAUAAACAUCCUAUGCAAUCCUA